UUUCUUUUUCUUUUUCUCUUUUUAAUGCGUUAAUGGAAAGGCAGCAUGGAUUACACAGACACCCGAUGUUAUCAUCAUAUGUCCGAUGAUAGGUACCGACGGAGAGUUCGACAGGGGGCGGCAAAACGAUGCUCUACCAGGUGAUAAUUCGAUGGAGCACUCCAUUGUGGGAUACGAUCCUUCGAUCCGAUGGUUUCGGGAUUCAAGAGGUCCACGUCGACCACUAUGUCGGUCUUUUGAUUUAGUGAAGUGGCAGCUUGAGAUGGUAUGCGCAUGGGGGGACUGUUGGGCCGCAAGGACCACAAGGACCGCAAGGAGAGGACCGGUGGUUUGUGACGUUGCAACUCGCCCGCCAAUAACCAAUGGAUCGCCUCGCGGAUGCUACUCGACCCCAGUCGACCCCAGCGUAUCGGAUCGCGGCUUUAUUACUAGAUACCAUAAUUAUUCAAGGCUUGGCACCCCUGCCCAAGGCGGUCAGAGUCUAGUGGCGGUCCUUUUUGUGAAGGAAGUCAAGACGAUCUAAAAAAAUUUUUGGCACAUUCUUCUUUUAACAGACCGACUUUCUCUUUUCCCUUUUUUCUUGUUCUCUCCCAUGUCGUCGUUUCGGCCAGUGAAUUUCCCUACUCUAUGCGGGAAUGGUGCGAUGAAGCCCGGCUUCCGGCCGGGCAGGAUCCCGAUGUCGUUGGCUUGGGGGUAUGUUGGAUUUGUUUACUCAACCCACCUAUUCACAUGUAACGGGGAAAUGCUCACCAUCGAACUAGACCCUGAUCGCUUGUGCCGGGU
Molecule: messenger RNA, 783 nt
Organism: Daldinia decipiens
Lineage: Eukaryota; Fungi; Ascomycota; Sordariomycetes; Xylariales; Hypoxylaceae
Exons: 1
Coding region: 86-523 (145 amino acids)
Source: RefSeq, a predicted model, not a curated record